AGGACGGCGGGCAUGUGGCGUCCAAGCGCGCCGGCGCGCAUCCUUCUGGGAAUCCUGGCGGGCCUCGCGCUCGGUCUGGCCCUGAGAUACUGGACCGCACAACCGUGGAGCGAACGCGAACUUAUGUACUUGCAGUUUCCCGGCGAGAUUUUUAUUCAGAUGGUCAACUGCUUGGUUCUGCCCCUCGUCGUCACGAGUAUUGUGAGCGCGAGCUCGGACCUUGGCAAGUCUGGAAGUAUUGGUAUCAAGGCACUAUACUAUUAUAUUACAACGACAUCUUUAGGGAUUACUUUAAGCAUUUUACUUUCUCAAAUUAUUCGACCUGGUCAAUGGGAUUCUUUCGACUUAUCGGCUGAUAAGUCGAAUAUCACCAAUGUAAAGCCACGUAUCAAUUUUGUGACUGCUGAUGUGUUUUUGGAUUUAUUAAGAAAUUUGUAUCCAGAUAAUUUGAUCCGUGCUUGUUUAUCUCAGUAUCAAACGGUUUUAGUUGAACCAAAACAAAGUGCAUCGAGUGAAAACAUGGGGAUCUCAACUUAUGACAUGGAUAUAACGUAUCGGUACACGCAGGGAACGAACAUACUCGGUUUGGUGCUCUGCAGUUUGGUAUUCGGAUUGGCGCUCGGCACGAUGUCCGAUGAGCAGAAAUGGCCGUUACAAGGCUUUUUUAUCGGCUUGAAUACAGUUAUCGCCGAGAUCAUUGAGUGGGUAAUAAAGUCAGCCCCGAUCUCCGUGGUGUUCCUCAUCUCGGGCAAAGUUCUGCGCAGCGAGGAGUCGGGGGCGACGGAGAUGGCGCACCUGGUAGCGUUCGUCGGGACGGUCUUGGCCGGCCUGGCGAUUCAAGCCCUCCUCGUACUGCCUCUCGUUUUCUUCAUCAGCACAGGGCACUCGCCCUACCGGAUCCUCGGGGCCAUCGGACCAGCUCUCGUCAACGCCUUCGGCACCUCCUCAAGUACAGCGACCGUGCCGACGACGAUAAGAUGCCUCGAUAAACUGGGCGUUGAUCCGCAAGUUUCGAGGUUCGUAGCUCCGUUUGGUGCCACGAUAAACAUGGAUGGAAUAGCCCUGUACGAGACUAUCGGCGCUAUUUUCAUUACGCAAAUGAGAGGAUUGGAUUUAUCGCUGGUGGAAUCUAUAGCUAUUAGGUACGAUAAGCUCUUUAUCGAAUUGAAUCAAUUCUAUUAGGACGGCGUAUUAAGAGAAGAGAUCGUGGUUUUUAUACGCAGCCCCAGGUCGAUAG
Messenger RNA from Ceratosolen solmsi marchali, 1237 nucleotides. RefSeq names its product excitatory amino acid transporter 1-like. Gene Ontology annotation, cellular component: plasma membrane. Gene Ontology annotation, molecular function: L-glutamate transmembrane transporter activity; neutral L-amino acid transmembrane transporter activity; glutamate:sodium symporter activity. The transcript is spliced from 7 exons. The record is from RefSeq and is a predicted model, not a curated record. The coding region runs from base 13 to 1182 and encodes 389 amino acids. NCBI's taxonomy places the organism in Eukaryota, Metazoa, Arthropoda, Insecta, Hymenoptera, Agaonidae. Gene Ontology annotation, biological process: L-glutamate transmembrane transport.